AUGCAUUUCAAUUUUUGUCUCAUUUCAUUCCUUUUCGUGAACUUAGUAAACUGUCAGCAGAAGAAGUUGCUGAAAUACUUGUUUAAUGAUUAUCACAAAGAAUUGAGACCCGUGAAAGAUGAAGCAUCCGGUGCAACGAAUGUUACAGUACAAUUGUACUUUAAACAAAUUCAAAAAGUUCACGAAAAUGAUCAGAUCAUUACUUUGUAUUGUUGGAUAGAAGAGUAUUGGCAAGACGAGUUUCUUACUUGGGAUCCCGAAGAUUAUGGCGGUAUAAAGUCACUUCAUGUGCCGUCGGAAAUGAUUUGGAAGCCUGAUCUUCUUGUAUAUAAUAAUGCCAAUAUGAAUAUUAAAGGAAACGAAAUGCAAACGAAUGUUCAAAUUGAAAAUACGGGAAAAAUUUCCCUGUUUCGGUCGAUUAUUACCGACAUUACGUGCGAUCUUCAAAUGGAAAAGUUUCCAUAUGAUCAGCAAAUCUGCUACAUAAUGCUCGCUUCAUGGUCGUACGAUGGAUCGCAGAUAAUGCUACACACCGCUGAAGAACCGACACAAACGCCAAUAGACGUCAAUAAUAUAUCAAGUAGUACUAUUUUAAAUCAUUAUAUACCUAAUAUGGAAUGGAAGCUCAUUGAUUUCCGAUAUCGAAAAAAUCUAAAAUUCUACGACUGCUGUACCAAUCCCUAUCCGGAUAUUUCGUAUUUCUUUGCCAUCAAAAGGAAUCCUUCAUAUUAUCUGUUCACUUUGAUCAUUCCUUCAGCGUUUAUAACCAUUGUGACAGUUAUUGGAUUUUUUACGCCUCAUUCAUCCACCGGGGAAAAUACUGAAAAAGUUAGUCUUGGUGUCACUGCUCUGCUAUCAUUGGCCAUUAUAUUAAUGAUGGUGUCGGACAAAUUGCCAGCAACUUCGAAUUCGGUCCCUCUGCUCGGACAAUAUUAUAUUGGCUUAAUAUUCAUCAUGUUCUUGGCAACAUAUUGCACGACGUUCACAUUAGGCAUUCAGAUGCAGGGAAAUGCUGGUCGCCCAAUAACCCGCCGACUUCGCUCAUUCCUAUUGUCAAUUCGAAUGAAUCGCAACUCAUUUCUGAUUUGGUUUUUUGGAAGGGAAUUGAUGAACACACAGGAAUCGAUCAAAAUGCGACUCAAGAAAUAUGAUAAACUAUCAGCUCUCAAGAAGGCAUUUGCGAGUGAUUUCAUCUCAUUUCAGCAGAAGUUGUUCAAGACGGAUACCAAAAUGAAUAAGCAGAACCCGGCUCCACUAGUCGAGCAGGAUGUGAUUGACUGCUCAAAACAAUCAGAUCCCGCAAUGUAUAGUGUUCUGAUGGACAUUUUGAACGGAAUUCAGGCGAUUCGUCAGGAUAUGAUUUCUCAGGAACAUUUAAGAAGAAUACGCAAAGAGUGGCAAAUGCUGGCAAGAAUGCUUGAGAAACUCAUUAUGUGGUUUUUUACAAUAUCAACCGUUAUUUUUGCAUCGUUUAUGCUUUAUGACACCCAGGAUCCUACGUAUAUAACUGAUUCUGUUAUGCGAACUAAAAAGCGCAAGAUGGUUGAAAUCGAUCACGAGAAGAAAAUUUUGAUUGGAUUUAUUGCUGGAUCAUUUGUUGUCUAUCAUACGGUCCGUCAAAUUUAUUCUCAACUUUCUAAACCGAAGCUUUCUGAAUGGAUUCCAGUUGGAACUGUAGCAAGUCUUCAUCUUUACCCAAUAAAAUCUUGCAAGCCGGUUGAUGUUUUUUCAUUCAAAUGUACAAAAUUUGGAGCUGCUCUGAAAGAAAUGGAAGACCGCUCAUUUUUGGUUGUGGACGAAAACACUGGAAGGUUUUACACUGCUCGUCAAAAGCCAUGCCUUGUGAAUUUGCGUUCAAUCGUAGAGUCUGGUAUUCUUACCGUGGAGGCUCCUAACAAGGAUCCGGUUCGAAUUAAUCUUGAACAAGUCGUGAAAAACAAUAAAAUUCUUCGUGCCACACUUUUCGAAAAUUUGAAGCAGGAUGGUUUUGACUGUGGAGAUGAGAUUGCAAAUUACAUAAAGGAGUUUAUCCAAGAACCAAACGCAAGAUUAAUCUACUAUAAAGAAGGAUUGUAUACUGAAAGAACAGUUGUUCCGCAAAAAGAAUGGUGGAAUAAUCCGGUUCCAAACAGAAAGGAUGAUGCUCGUUACUGUGAUUUGGCGCCUUUUCUUCUGAUAACUGAUGCAUCUUUGGAAGCACUUAACGAGAAGUUAACCGAUAAAGUUACAUUCCGCAAUUUCCGUCCAUCAAUUCGAAUUGCAAACUUUGAACCAUGGGAGGAAGACAAAUGGGCUCAAAUUAAAAUUGGCGAUGCUUUUCUUGAAUGUUUUGCUCCAUGCACGAGAUGCGUUUUGACUACCGUGGAUCCUGUAAAAGGCACAAUGAGUCCAGAAAAUCAACCACUGAAAAAACUGCGCGAGUUUCGAUUGGCACCAGAAGGACAAAUGCGUGAUGCACACAAAGACAGCCCGGUGUUUGGCGUUUAUGCUGCAACCAUAAAUCCGGCAUACAUUCAUGUUGGACAAACCGUUUACGCCCGGUUCAAAUCAUCUCCAUUCUAA
Molecule: messenger RNA, 2562 nt
Organism: Caenorhabditis bovis
Lineage: Eukaryota; Metazoa; Nematoda; Chromadorea; Rhabditida; Rhabditidae
Source: the annotation of a GenBank genome assembly